GAGGAGGCUCGCGUGGCUCUUUGGUUGGAUUCUCACAUGCACGUAAUCUUAAAAUUUGUGUUAUUCGAUCCUGCGUGAUUUUUGAAAAGUCACAUUCGACAUGAAGUGCUAAGGGAGGGCAGUAGCGGAUCGGAGGAAGAACGAUGAUCUGUGAUUGACUUGUAUGCCUGGAAAGAGAGAGAGAGAGGGAGCACGAGAGAGGGAGAGAGAGUGAUUCGAGCAGAAGUUUCCUGCUGGAUGACACUCGCGCCCCCAGAACUCCGAGAGACGCCAAAGGCUGCAGGUCCAACUUUUUUGUUGUUGUUGUCCUUUUGGUUUUGCAUUCUAGAACCAUGCGUGUGUUGAGUCCUCGGCGACGCGAGUGCAAGCAAGUUCUGGCGCGGUUCUAAGAGUGUCGGUGCGGUGGGCUCUCAAAGAGGAGACCAUCUCGGCAGGAGGGGAGGAGGGGUGCGCGAGAAGGAUGACUUUAGGGACGGAUAUGUCCGACAGCUCUGCAUUGUCCGAUGAUGUGGACAUUGACGUGGUCGGGGGGGAUCUGUCCGUCGGGAAGGACGGGAAGUACCUGCGCCACGAUUUCAACCUGGACUCCGAUGAUAAUUACUCCCAGAACGCCGAGGAAGGGGCGUCCUCGCCGGGCCUGAGCAGCUCCGACUGCCCGGCGGAGCAGAUGGGAAUCGGCGCCGAGGCCGGGGCGGUUCUGGUGGGCGAAAAAGCAAGGAAAAGCGCCCUGGUGAAACCCCCUUACUCCUACAUCGCGCUCAUCACCAUGGCCAUCCUGCAGAGCCCCAAGAAGAGACUCACCCUCAGCGAGAUCUGCGAGUUCAUCAGCAACAGGUUCCCCUACUACCGCGAGAAGUUCCCCGCUUGGCAGAACUCCAUCCGGCACAACCUCUCACUCAACGACUGCUUCGUGAAAAUCCCCCGGGAGCCCGGCAACCCCGGCAAGGGCAAUUACUGGACGCUGGACCCGGACUCGGCGGACAUGUUCGACAACGGGAGCUUCUUACGCAGGAGGAAGCGCUUCAAGAGGAACCAGGGCAACGAGAUCCUGCGGGACGCCGGGGGCUUCCUCCCCGGCUUCGGAUACAGCCCGUACGGAUACAGCUACGGACUUCAGCUGCAGAACUUUCACGCCGCGCACAGCCCGUACCAGCCGCACCACCAUCCGCACGCGGGGGGGUCCUUCCCGUUCCCCAACUCGCCGUGCACCUUGCCCUCGCCCAUCUUCCCCGCCGGGCCCCCUCCUUUGCCCGACCUGAGGAAGCCCUUCUACCCGUCCCUGGCGCCGGUCAAGACGGACUCGAGCGCCCCGAGUCGACCGUCCUUCUCCAUCGACAAUAUCAUCGGCGCGGCCAACACCGCCGCGUCGUCGUACGGCUCGCAGCCGGCCGGGCAGGCGCACAUCCUGGCCAUGCUCAGUCCGGCUUUGGGCUCGGCUUCCAACCACUUGAGCCUGGCGCAAGACUUGUUACAGCCCGGCACGCACGGGCAGACUUUCCCCAGCAAAAACUUGAACACUUGCCCUUUCUGAAGAAAAAUAAUAAUAAUAAUACCGCCCUGAACUGAACGUAUUUUUCUUACGAAAAAGCCAAAUGUGGUGUGGUCCUAUAUGUGAAGGUAGGCUGAACGUUAUUGGGGGAGGAGGGGGGUGGUAAGUAUUGUGUUUUGACUCCAUAAGAGGGUUUAUUUAUGCUUUGUAAAUAGGUGCAUUUGAAAAAGCAACGGAUUCAUUUAAAACAGGCCCAUACGCGGCCUCCAUUUUGUGUUGUAAACGAAAAUAACACUUUAAAAUUCAACGUGUCACCACGAGGAGUGGGUUUUAACAUUUUUACGUUACAUUUUGUGUUUUUUUUAAUAGCGUUGCCACCACGCAUGAAACAGACAACUCAGGUUUUAAACUUAGAAAAGCAAAGGAAAAAAAUAGCAGCCCCCCGCCCAAAAAAAAAAUCUCCCGUACAAAGUGAUUUUGGUUGUUUUAAAUUGUCAUUGGUUUAAAAAAAAUAAGCACAUUACCUCCAUUCGAACUUGUUUCAUGGUUGUAUUUCACAUACAGUUUCAUGUCAUGUGUUGCCGAUAGAAAAAGACAAAUGUUCAUUAUAGGUCAUUUUUUUGGGGCUGUAAUGACAAAAAUAAUAAAUGUUUUGUGGAUUUGAAA
This is a messenger RNA of Hippocampus zosterae (dwarf seahorse), 2155 nucleotides long. It is a transcript of the gene foxd2, whose product is annotated as forkhead box D2. The transcript has a single exon. Lineage: Eukaryota; Metazoa; Chordata; Actinopteri; Syngnathiformes; Syngnathidae. Gene Ontology annotation, molecular function: RNA polymerase II cis-regulatory region sequence-specific DNA binding; DNA-binding transcription factor activity, RNA polymerase II-specific. Gene Ontology annotation, biological process: cell differentiation; anatomical structure morphogenesis; regulation of transcription by RNA polymerase II. The record is from RefSeq and is a predicted model, not a curated record. Bases 461 to 1531 code for a protein of 356 amino acids.